Molecule: messenger RNA, 7176 nt
Organism: Chinchilla lanigera (long-tailed chinchilla)
Lineage: Eukaryota; Metazoa; Chordata; Mammalia; Rodentia; Chinchillidae
Gene: Zdbf2
Product: zinc finger, DBF-type containing 2
Exons: 6
Coding region: 1-7176 (2391 amino acids)
Biological process (GO): genomic imprinting; epigenetic programming of gene expression
Source: RefSeq, a predicted model, not a curated record
AUGCAUAGUGGCAAAGGCUACUGCAGCUACUGUCGUGUCACCUACGCCAACCUGGAGCAGUCUUACGUGCAGUCCUGUAAAGUGCAACAGCAUAGAGCUACUGUGCUGUACUGUGCACUACAGUCAGCAGAGCUGCAGCAGUGCACUGUAGAAGCCGCCGUAAGUCGGCGCUGCUGCGCAGUCCUGUGUCGUGAGAACACAUCUCAGGAUUCUGAGCAGCGGGACCUGUACUUUAGAAGGAUCACAGCUGGUCCUGGUGGCGCACGCCUUCCUUGUUUUUCUUUACAGCAUUUGUUUAGCGCCCAGCACAGGAGCGUGACCAGACAGAACAGACAACGCUUACUAAGCAGCAGUAGCCUGAUGGAGCGCUUCCUGCAAGAUGUGCUGCUGCACCACCCGUCCAACUACCAAGACAGCAGACCACAACAGGAGAUGCCUACGCAGUCUGCCUCACCCGACGUGAUUCAUUUGGAUGAGGAACUGCGGCAAGACCCAGAAGCUGAAGAAAAAAGCUUCGAGAGUUCUGAAUCUGUUGAGGAGUCACGUGCUCAUCCCGGUGUCUCUCAGAACUCUGCGAAGGAGGUUUUAGUUCGACCAUCAGUUAUUCAAAAACUAGAGCGGGGACAGCAGCUGUCUUUAGAGCUUAAUAAAAUUGAGAGUGGUGUGAGAAAUAUCAAUCUAGUAGAUAUUGGUCAUGCUUCAAAUAAUGGGAAAAGUGUAAUCCGUCCUUCUGUGAUUUUUAAUGCUCCUCCUGCUACUUGUUUACCAGUUGCUGUCAGAGCUAGACCCGUUGCUGCGAGUACUAGUAGGAUACCACUAGCAAUCCGUUCAGAGUCACGUAGCAAACACAACCCGAGCAAAGUUGACAAAGUUGAGCAGCUAGACGGGGGCUCUAAAAACCGUAUGCCAUCAUGCCGUCCAGAAACUCCUUCAGUUCCCUCUGAGAAUCCUAAAGAAUCAAACAAAAAAUCUGUACGUGUAAAUUUAAAUAAUAAGUUGCUUUACCAGAAAGAUGUAAAAUGCCAGGGUGAAACUUCGUCACCGGCCUCUAAAUUCCGUGAGCCGAAGGAUACGAAGAGUUCUGUCAGAGUGAAGUCUUCUUCUAAAGUAGCAGUGAACCCAGUGGUAAAGCUGAAAAAACCUGAUGUGCCACCUGCCAAACGAGUCUCGGAAGGUGCCAUUCCAAAGCGCCGUGGGGAGUUGCCGUCACAGAGGAGUUGUACCCGGGAAGAAAAGCAUCUGGUUCAUAAUAAGCCAGCAAGUUUGAAACAGAAGGGCUCAGUGAGUGCUAAAGCAAAGUUGGAUCGCAGCUCUCUGCAGUCAGCAUCUGUCCCAGCCCGAAAGGCUGUACAAAAGCUGCACCUCUGGAAAGGGAAACCAGGUGCUCACGAAGAUGGAUCUCGAGGUUCCAAAAUGAAUGUUGAUUAUAAUUCCGUUUCUCCUUCAUCAGCUCACCUAUCUGACAUGACUGCCAGAAAAAGAAAUGUUUCAGAGGAAACACAGACCACUUCACAGUACAAGAGUAACAGAGCUUGUGAUUCCAAAAUAAACUCGGAGGAUGAGUGUGAGGAUUCCCUUCAGGCGGUUCCCAACCAAUCCCAAGUGAUUGUCAAAGCAGCAAGCCCUCCAGAAGCAAUACGUGUAAGCCUUGUUGAUGAAUGCUAUGAUUCCAGUGACUCGGAAAUGAAUUUUGAUUGUGAUACCUCCGUAGAACCAACUGACAUCAACACCCAACAGCCUGAUGUAGAUGUAAUCUUCCCCAACCGGGUUUGCAUCAAUUUGGUUGAUAAGAGCUAUGGAUCUAGCAGCUCCAAAGGAAGUGCUGCUUCCUUGACCUCACGUGAAUCAGUAGUUAAGAAGCCCCCAGGGGAUGUCACAAAAAAGAAACAGCACACAAAACCUCACAUUUGGCUGGUGGAUAAGAGCUAUGGAUCUAGUUAUUCCGCAUCAAGUUCUGACAAUGAUGGUUUGCCUCAGUCAGGAGUUGACUGCCCCCAACCGAUUGUUACAGAAGAAAACCAGAAAGGUAGACCUGUCCAGCUCAAAAAUAAGAAAUGUAAACCAAGUAGUGCCAAAGCACAUCUUGCUUGUGGUGUUUCUCAUGAGGCAGUGUCUCAUCAACCCCAGAGUGAUGUUGGAAGAAAAAAGCUUCUGAAAAAGAAGAAUGCUGGCCUUGUGGACAUGAACUGUGAGUCUUAUGAUCCUGACAUGGGUUUUCAUGCUGAUGCUCAAUUAGUGGCUGAUGAAUCUCAAGAGGCAGUUAAAGAAGUAAACUCUCAGGCUGUAGAUACUGACUUAGAAAAUAAGAGUGUUCAAUCUAGCAUUUCUGACCUAAGUUUUGAGUCUCAUGAUUGUCUUUAUCAGUCAGCUAAUGAUGAACUUGAAGGGGAUUUAGGUGAAAUAAAUCUUAAAGAGUUAAAUGUUGACGUGGAAGCUAAGAGCAGUGGGUCCUGCAGUUCUGAGUUGACAUUUGAUUCUGAUUCCCCUCUGUCAGUUUCCGAGUGGUCUCAGCUGGACGUUGAAAGCCUAAAAGAAGAUCCCUUUAACCUGGAAGAGGAGAGCUCUGAGUCAAAUAGUUCUGGCCUGACUUUUGAUUCUGAUAUUCCUACUUGCUCAGUAAUUGACCAGCCUGAAGUAGCUGUUUAUGAGGAAGAGCCUGUUGAUCUGGAAAAUGAAAGUGAUGAAUCUUGUGUUUCUGAAAUAAGUUUUGACUCUGAUAUUCCUCUUCACUCAGGAAAAGAACAACCCGAAGUAGCUGUUAAAGAAGUAAUCAUUCAGGAAGAAGAAUACAUAUCCUUAGAAAGGAAGAAUGCUAAGCCCAGUGGUUCUGAAAUAAAUUCGGAUUUUUACACUCCUCUCCAUUCAGUGACUAAUCCUCCUCAAGUAGCCAUGAGAGAACUAAGUUCUCAAGAAUUAAAACACAAAGAAAACAAACCUACUGAUUCUGAGCUGAGUUUGAAUCAUGAUAUUUUUCUUUCAACUAUUGGACAUUCUGAAGAUCUCACUGAUGACAGAAACUUUCAGAAAGAGGACUGCGAAUACUUAGAAAAUAAGCAUGAUCAACCCAGUGUUUCUGGAACCCAGGGGGACUCUGACAUCCGUCCGUCAGUGAUUUCCAACCCUCAAGUGGUUGUUGAAAAUACUCAGCUUCACAAAGAAAAACAGGCUGAUGUUCAAGGCAAAAAUGCUGAAUUUAAUGCCUCUGAAAUAAAGGCUAAUGUCCCUGACUGUCCAGUAACAGAACCUCAAGUGUUUCGUAAAAGAAAAGAAAAGAAGAAGCACAUUGAAAAGAAGACUGAUAAAUAUGAUGACUUUGAACUGACUUUGAAUUCUGAUGACUUUCCUUGGUUAGUUCCUGAGAACUCUCCACUAGGGGUUUUUCAGGAGGACUUUUUUUACCCAGAAUAUGAAAGUUCUCAAUGUAGCAGUUUGGAAGCAAAUAUGGAUGUUACUGGCUCUAUUCAUUCAGUCUCUGACCAACCCCACCUGAUCUUUUUCAAAAAAAAAUACGUCGAUCCAAAAGACAAAAGCAGCAAACCUAGUGACUCUGAAAUAUGUUUCAGUUCUGUUCAACACUUAUUGCCUAAACAAUAUCACAAAAUGAUUAGCACACUAAAUCUAUGGAAGGAAGAGGCUGUCACCCUGCAACGUAAGACAGAGGUACCUGGUUGCUCAAAAGCAACAUAUAAUUCUGAUGCUCUUCUAACGUCUGCAGCUGAUCAACCUGGAGUAGCUGUUCAACUCAUAAUCCAGGGGCAAGAAGGUCAAGUGCGCUUGGGAAAUAAAAUCCAAAGUAUUUUUUCUGAAAUGAAUUUGGAUUCAGAUUUUUUGGUUCAAGCAAUAGUUGAUCGACCUUACAUAGCUGUUCAGAAGUCAAGGAAAGAAGAUCAGCCUGAUCAGUCUGGUGACUCUGAAGGAAAUUCUGCUUCUGAUGCCUCUGUCCAACCAGUGGCUAACAGGCUGGGGGAAACAGGGAAAGAAACAGCCCCUGGGAAUGGUGAAGGUGUUGACAUUGAUAGUAAGAGGGGUGCAGCUGAGAGUUUUGAAAUCACACGUGAUUCUGGUGUCCUUCAGCCAGCUACUGGCCAAAUCAAAGUCAUUCAAGAGGUGAAACCUUGGGAAAAGCAUCUUGACUUGGAAGAUGAGAAUGGUGAACCUAGUGGUUCUAAAAUAAAUUCUGGUUCUAAUGAACUCUCUCAGACUGUGACUAAUAAAAUUCAACAGCUGAUUAAACAAGCAAUUCUUCCAGGGAAGGGACAUUUUUAUCUUGGUAAGGGCUAUGAACCCGACGGUUCUGAAGUAAUUUAUAUUUCAAAUGUCCCUCUUCGGCCAGUCAUUCAGCAACCACAGAGUUCGGAAGAGGAGCAUGCCAAUUUGGAAAUGAACAGCAGCGAUGCUUGUCCCAGCACGAGUUUUGAUUCCGAUACACUUUGUCAGUCUGUGCCUGGUCAGCUUCAAAAAACUGUUGAGGAAAUGAAUCUGAAGGAGGUGCAUGUUUGCCUGGAGAAUAAGAGCUACCACCUAGUUGGUUUUAAAGCUGGCUAUAAUUCUGAUGUUCCUGUCCAAUUUGUGGUUGAUUCUUCUUAUGUGUCCGCCAAAGAAAUAGAUGUGCAGAAGGAAGAUCAUAAUGACCUAGAAAAUGAGAGCUAUAAAGCCUAUUGUUCUGAAAUACAGUAUGAUUCUGGUAUACAUCUGCAGUCAGAAGUUGAUCUCCCUCAGGUGACUUCCAACGAAACAAGCUUUCAGAGCAGGGGGCUUUUGGACAUGGAAGAAAAUACCUAUGAACUUAGUGGUCUGGAAAUGAUGUGUGAUUCUGAUGUCUCUUUUCAAAUCAUAGUGAACCAGUCACAGUUCUCAGAUGGAGAAGCUGAUUCUCCAGAGGUGGAGUUUGUGGAUAUGAGGGUCAGUGAUAGUGACUGUGACCGUGAAGUGAUUUGUGAUCCUGAUGACCCACCUCAGUUAACCAUGGGAGAAACCAUGAGUAUGAAUGAAGAAUCCUUUCAGGUGGGAAAGAGCUACUGUCACUUUUGUGGUUCUGAGUUAACAUAUGAAGCUGCUUUUCAAUCAGCAACAGAUCAAUCCACAAAGGCUUUCAGAAUAAUAAACCGGGAGAAGGACUGUAUUAUUCUGGGAAACUGCAUUUGUCAAGCUUGUGGAUGCGAAGUAGAUGUUAAUGCCACUGCCUAUAAUCUGUCUGUGUCCUACCAGUCACAGGGGCCUGGUCAAGAAUCUUUUCCCUCAGGAGAUAAGAGCCAGGGGUCUGAUGGUCCUGAAAGAAAUUUUUAUUUUGAAGGCACCUCUCAGAAAACUGACAGUGAAGUCAGUCUUCAGAAAGAUCCAAACUAUACUGAACUAAAUGAUAAGAGCUGGGACUCCAGUAGUGGUUUUGCAGUGGACUGUGCUACCUCAGCUGAGUCUGAGAUCCAUGGCACAGCUGAUCAAGCAAACCCUUUGAAGCUAAAAUGUGCAGACUCAGCAAGCAGGAGGGGCACAUCUUACAGUCCUCAGGUAGCAUUUCAGCGUGGUCCCUCAGUUCAGGCUAACACCAAGCGGCGUCGGCGGGCUGUGAAGAAAAUGCACCCACGGAAGAGGGUAACUUUUGACUCGAGAGAAUACUGUUAUUAUCUGUCCAGCUCUGGUUCUGUGGCUCCUCCUACGAAGAACCUGAACAAAGAACCAGAAGUCAUAGAAGAUGAUCCUAGUGAAUCAGACCUUGAAGUCUUGCCUCCUGUGUCUCCUUCAGUUGUGGGACAAACAUUGCCUCAGAAAGUGCGAGGCAAUGACAACAAAACCAACUACCCUGGGAAGAGACGUAAGAGGGGUCCUUCCCGCCGUCGCUCUUACAAGCACCAUUCAACCAAGAAAGUUUUGUUGGAUGAAGAAACAAAGCCUGCCUGGCCCAGCUCUGAUCAGAAUACUACGUCUGUUCAGACUCUUCCAGAUAGUGACAAUGUUGCAAGGGAAACUGCAGGUACUAGUGACAUUUCAGUUGCCUCAGACAAGUCCGACUGUCCUUGUCCUGUAGCAAGGGACAUUCUUAAAAAGAAUCAGCCUCAGGUUCCUGAGGACCAGGCAUCAAAAGCCACCAAUGCAACUCAGACCAAUCGUGAGAAGUGUCCAUUGAAGAGAAAAGCAACUGACCCAGAAGAAGAAUCACCAAAAAGGAGGUGUUUACAGAGUAACAAAGAAUGUGAACCAGAUGCUGCAGUUGAGACAGCUGAAACUCCCACUUCAAGUGCUGAAGCUUUGGAGUCUGGACAGCCUAGUUCCCCAGUUCCUUCUUCUUCAGGUACAAAAUGGAAGAAAGGUAAAUUCUCCAGCUCACGUAAAAGGAAGCAAAGCACUUGUGGUAAUCGAUCGAAGAAUGUGGGCAAACGUAAACAGAAUAAUCGGAAGAAGCCAUUACGUAAGAAAGCUGCAGUUAGCCGUCGGCGGAAGGCUGUCGUACGGGGCGCUAACACAAGUAAGAGCACUGACACCCAUAAUGGGAGUCGAAAAGCUUUCAUAUCAACAGCAAGGUACUCAUUAAAGUCAUGUAGUGGGAGCGAUGAACCUUGUGUAUUUCUAGAAAGUAUGGACAAUAUGAAUAUGUGCCAGCCUCCAAAAGUUAGUGCUUUCCAGUUGAUGCCUUCAAAUGAUGAUGCCAGCGCCUCUCCAGAACCAGUUACAGAUGAGUAUUUUGAAAGUGAGAGUGAAAAAAUUCCAGAAGAGAUGACAAGUUCCCCUGAAAGCAUUUGUGAAACAGUCAUUCUUGAGGAAAAUGAAGAAACUUCUGAGAAGCAGUCAGUUUUGAUUCGUACAAAAGCAAAUACCGUCAUCAAAAAGUAUACUUUCAAAUAUUCUGUUCUUGUGGGUCCUAAAUCCCAGACCAGGACCACUCUUUUUGAAGUGAAUUCCGAGGAGGAAACGCCUGAUGACGUCAGCCUAAAGAUGAAACCAAAGAAUUCCUCGGUUCCAUCGGCUCAGUUGAAAGGACGGGUCAGGGCUGCCGCAGGGCGCUCUAAGAAGAAAGGGCUGCGUUCUUCCAGCACCGGAGGAAGAAACAAAGUUGCUGAUAAAACCUACACUUACAAAAUGAAAACACCCAUGCUUGUGAGAGAAUACAACCUGAGAAGUUCACGUGGUGGUCCAACUGAUAGCCGGAGGAUGACUCGACUCUCAAGCAAACAAAAUUAA